Penicillium manginii is the source of this 576-nucleotide messenger RNA. RefSeq names its product GrpB family protein. The transcript has a single exon. NCBI's taxonomy places the organism in Eukaryota, Fungi, Ascomycota, Eurotiomycetes, Eurotiales, Aspergillaceae. The coding region runs from base 1 to 576 and encodes 191 amino acids. The record is from RefSeq and is a predicted model, not a curated record.
AUGAAGGUCGAAAUCCAACCUUCCAACCCCGAUUGGCCAAUCAAAUUCCGCGAAAUAAAGAGCACGAUCCAAAAAGUCCUCGCAGAUGUGACAAUCGUUUCAAUCGAGCACGUUGGAAGCACGUCAAUCCCAUGUCUCAGAGCCAAGCCUGUCAUUGACGUCGACAUCAUAAUCCAACCUUCUUCCCUCGCAGCAGCACGGCGUGCCCUCAGUGCUGCGGGGUACACAGACUGUGGCGAAAUGAACGUCCCAGGACGAUUUGCGUUCCGAGAACCAGGAUAUGGAAGAUACGACGCCGCUCACGGCCUAGGUAGAGACGGAGAACUGCGGCAUAACACCUACCUCAUUAUUCAAGGAUGCCCGGCUCUGAGGAACCACCUCGAUAUAAAACGAAUCUUGCUUCAAGAUGAGAAUUUGCGCGAGGAAUACUCUGCGACCAAGGGAUUGCUAGCAGAAGGCGAGUUCGAAAAUAUCGGCCAGUAUGCGAGUGCUAAAACGGAGAUUCUUUGCAAGAUUCUGCGGAAGGCUGGGUGGAGUGAGGAGGACCUGGAGCCUGUGAUCCAAGCUAACAGCUGA